AUGUCUUCUAAACUGUUCAUUGCCUUUGUAUUGCUCCCCGUUCUUCUAAUCUGCGUUUGCAUUGAAGCUCAAGCACCAACUUACCGGUAUCAUUUCUGUUCAAACACAACCAGUUUCACUCCCAACAGCUCCUACCAGUCUAAUCUCAAUCUCCUCCUUUCUUCUCUCACAUCCAACGCCACACGAGAUAUUGGAUUCUACUACACUAGAGCUGGCGUGCUAAACUCCACCACAGAAGUAGUUUACGGUUCUUUCCUAUGCCGUGGAGAUCUCACCCCUGAGUUGUGCCAAGAAUGUGUUGCUACUAUAGCCAAAGAUGGUGUCCAAACGUUCUGUCCCUUGGGAAAGAUUGCGAUAAUAUGGUACGACGAGUGCAUGCUGCGCUACACAAACCAGUCCUUCUUGAACAGAAUGGACGAAGCUCCUCGAGUUUCCAUGUGGAACAUUGGGAAUAUCUCUGACCCUACCCGCUUUACUCAGCUGCUGGCAGAAACAAUCAAUGGUUUGGUGGCUCCGGCUUCAAAUGCACCCUCGGGUGCUAAAAAGUAUGCGAAGAAAGAAGAAAAUUUCACAGAUUUUCAGCAGUUGUACAGCCUUGUGCAGUGCACACCAGACCUAUCAAGCACAAGUUGUGAUACAUGUCUUCGAGGAGCUAUUGCGCAACUUCCAGGUUGUUGUACCGGAAAGCAAGGUGGUAGAGUUUUAUAUCCUAGUUGUAAUGUUCGAUAUGAAAUUUAUCCAUUUUAUACAGUUCAAGCUGCCACACCUCCACCAGCGCCAUCGCCACCAUCACUGCUUCUACCUCCCCCUCCAGGUUCAGUAACGAGACCUGAUCAAGGUACCGCAAAUUUCACUUCCAACAGCACCUACGAGUCCAAUCUCAAUCUCCUCUUCUCCUAUCUCGCCUCCAACGCAACCAAUGACCUCGGAUUCUACAACACCACAGUCGGCAGUCAAGGCCCCGGCAUGGAUGUCUACGGAUCAUUGAGUUGCCGUGGAGAUGUGACCCCUGAAAAGUGCCAAGAAUGUGUGUCUACUAUAGCCAGAAAUGGAGUCCCAAAGGAUUGCGCCUCGAGAAAAAGUGUUGGGUUGGUCCCUCCUUAA
Messenger RNA from Fragaria vesca subsp. vesca, 1104 nucleotides. Its product is annotated as cysteine-rich receptor-like protein kinase 25-like. The coding region runs from base 1 to 1104 and encodes 367 amino acids. NCBI's taxonomy places the organism in Eukaryota, Viridiplantae, Streptophyta, Magnoliopsida, Rosales, Rosaceae. The transcript is spliced from 2 exons. The record is from RefSeq and is a predicted model, not a curated record.